AUGCUGGUGCGCCUUGAGGAUGCAUUGAGCUUCACGAACGAGAAAGCCGCCUUGGGAUGCGAACAUUGUCCAGUCGAAGUCCACUGGUGGAUUUCCCGUGGAUGUAAAGGGAGACCAACCAUACCCGAUCUCGCCACAUUCAUAUCGCAAUGGUGGUCCUGGUGGCUCACGCUUCAACCGGAGUGGAGAAGAUGUCAGGCGCCAACACUUAUGACACGUGCAAUUCUCCCUCGCACAGAUGAUGGCAGUUGGGACUCCCUCAACAAACCAGGCACAAACGGCAUGCUCUCAGUUGUGGCUACCUUAAAGUGGUGGGCAGAUGACGCUGAUGGAAAGGGGCACGAAGACUUAUGCUGGAAAGAGGCUGCAGACGAUGUCGUGUGGGUUUUGGACCAACUCAUAGCAAGUCGUUCUGCGUUGAAGUCUAUGGUUUGCAGUGGGAGCAAGAAACAGGGUCGUUCUGGUACUCAGGUCAAUACAUCAUCAUUGAAGAGGACGCGUAAUUGGCAGUAA
Molecule: messenger RNA, 513 nt
Organism: Suillus fuscotomentosus
Lineage: Eukaryota; Fungi; Basidiomycota; Agaricomycetes; Boletales; Suillaceae
Exons: 1
Coding region: 1-513 (170 amino acids)
Source: RefSeq, a predicted model, not a curated record